AUGGAAAACCCGGCGCCCUCCAGGGAUGAUAGUGGUAUUGCGGGCCCCAGUAACCAGUUUGGUAGCUCGCAGGUUGGGACGGUCCCUAUGUCGAGCGGAUCAAGGAACCCUUCCGCCAGUCCCUCGUCAAGUGGAAGCUCGUCGCGGUUUCCUGCUCGCGAUUCAGAUCCCAUCCCAUCCAUUGAGCAUCCACCAGCAGCCCAGGCGGUUCCUCCUGUUAUAUUUGAGUUUGGGUCCCAUGGUACUGCGUCCGAGUUCUCGGUUUCUUUCACGCCAACCUCGUCUGUCUUUGACUCGACCUCAUCUUACCAUGGAUCUGUCCGCACUCGGUCCCAGGACGGCGUUGUCGACCCGGUUGUUGACUUCCUCCACGGAUUUCAUCUUUCCUCCACAAGAAGUCCGACGCCAGGCCCGUCCACGAACGGCAUCAAUGCCGCAGUCACCGCAAUACCGGCAUCCGAGUCAUCUGCAAGCCCCAGCCCCUUGGCGUAUGGCGGAGGAGCAGCUAGCACGAGGGUCCCAACUACCCCUUUGUCCGGGAGAAGCAUACAAUGGUCUGCAUCACCCUCCCAACAGCUUCUUCUUCCCAACAGCGCAGCUUCACCUGACCGGCCGUCAGACGCCUCGGGUACCAGUGACAAUAGACACAGGAGGCCGUCUGCCAGAAACAGGAACCCUCACAAUGUGUGGAACGAGGAGCCGCCGGCAGAUCGCUUCUUCCAAGCCAGCUUUCAGGAAGCUCUAACUUAUGCAAAGUCGCUCAUGGCCUGGUUGGUCGGGGUCCUUGAGAGCAGCAAUUUGCAUCUCGAACCAGACUCGACCAUUCGGCUAUUACGCCAGCAGGCACAAGAGUUAGCCAGCUUUCAAUGCCCUCCCACCCGUACCGUGGGAUUUGUGGGAGACUCAGGUGUCGGUAAAAGCAGCCUCUUGAACUCAUUGCUGGACUACAAGAACUUUGCACGAACAAGUGGCAACGGCACAGCCGUUACUUGUGUGGUGACGGAAUAUCGUUACCAUGAUGAGCCAAACUUCGUUAUUGAAAUUGACCGGUUCAGUGAAGGAGAACUCAGGCAACAGAUUUCCCAACUGGUCCACGCUUACCGGCACAACCAUUUCCAUUCGUCUGAGUUCCGGGACUCGGACGACAGGAAACACUGGAAAGACCAAGCGAAGCUGGCUCAUAACACAUUCAAAGCCAUGUUUUGCGACAGGUUCUCCCCGGAAUUCCUCUCGUCAAACCAAUCUGAGGACAACAUCGUGAACACGCUCCUCGAUUGGGCCCAGGAACUGGGUCCGGCAAACGUCAAUCCACGCGAAGUCAGCCCGUCACCCGAGGCCUGCUCUGAGCUCCUGAUGCGACUUACCUCGGAAGAGCAAUCGCAGCAACAUCCACCGGCAUGGCCGUACAUCAAGAAGAUUCGCGUCUUUCUCAGAGCAUACAUUCUCAGCAAAGGUCUCGUUCUGGUUGACCUACCAGGACUACGUGAUCUGAACACGGCGAGGCGAGCCAUCACGGAGCGGUACCUGCUCGAAUGCAACGAGAUCUUUGCGGUUUGCGAAUUGAAGAGAGCUAUAACGGACGAAGGAGUAGCGACUGUCUUUGACCUUGCAAAGCAGGCGGGGCUCUCCAACGUCUCUAUCAUCUGCACUAAGGCGGAUGUUAUCAAUCCCGAAGAAGAUCAGAGAGACUGGGGUGGCCACAGAGCAAUGGAAAUUAGACGCUUGUGUGGUUCGAUAGCACAGCUUGAGCGCGAGCUCCGUGGGCUGAGGGAGCUGGCUGAUGACGGCACAGACGGAGAAGACGAGUCUCCGGCCCGGAAUGACCUUUACCGACGCAUGGAGAUGAAGAGGCAGAGAAUUGAAAGCCUCGAACUGGAACUGAAACAAUAUAGUAUCAGGGAGCGUACCCAAGAAGUAACGUCACGUCUCUCCCGUCAGUACCAAGAUGCGAUUCCGGGGGGCAAUCUGCGCGUGUUCGGUGCGGGAAACUACAUGUACUGGGAGCACCGCGACGCCAGGCCGGCCGAGAGAGCACUUCCACUCCUUCAGCUGAGCGGUAUCCUAGCCAUUCGCAGGCACUGCUUGGGACUUGUCUCAGAGAGCCAACUGCGCAUUGCGACCAAGUACAUGCAAGAAGAGAUCCCAGCCUUGUUGAGCAAUAUCCAGCUCUGGCUCCAGUCUGGUGCGGGAAGCGAAAGCGCGGAGCACAAGCAAGCCGUUCGGGACACGGUGAAUGCCCUGGAGGGCCAUCUUCACAGGGAGCUGAAUGGGGGCGCUUCUAGACUCAACAACCUGUCACGGCUACUCAUUGACCAUUUCCAAGAAAGCAUAUACCGACGACGUAGGAUUGACGUAUGGACUCAGGAUGCACUGAAUGCUGCUCUGGGAUGGAGAGGAAUGCAUGCCCAAUCGUAUGCAGCAUGCUGCAGGAAGUAUGGAGUGCACACAAUCCAUCCCGGAAGACUCGACGCUCAAAACUGCAACUGGAACCAAGAAGCCAUGAGAUCCAUGUCAAACGGUCUAGCCGAGCCCUGGGCCAACUUCAGUUCUACCAUUCAGACUCAGCUUGACGAUAUCUGCCUCUUUCUGGAUCAGACGUUAUCCUCGGCAGUCCCCCAACUAGACCAUAGCCAACAGGGUCUGCUUGACUCAGUGCUGCCGGUCCGCCAGGCACUCAUAUCCCGCAAGCAUCUUCUUGUUGGGCAGGUGGAAGACCUUUGCGACAGGUUCGAGACGCAACUGGCCACGCUUCGCACCGAUGCGCUCUCCAGCCUACGAACAGCCUUCUUCGGCCAGGAAAUGGAAAGCCCUUAUAACCUCGCCAUCCGAGAGACAGGAACGGGAUGCACGGUCCGCAAGCAGCGCAUUAUCGAGGGCGCGCUCGGUCAGAACCGGCUGCUCAGUGCUGUGAUGGGAAAGUUCCGUGACCGGUUCGGCGAGCUUGCCACGACGCUGCAGGACGACGUAAAACAGGCGGUGGACGAGCAUCUGGGUGUGAUAAAGGGCACGCUGGAUAUCAUUCGGGACGAGAAUGUCGCGCUGGAAAGUGAGAGAGACCCGGAGUUCAGAGAGCGUGUGGGAGACGGGGUUAGGGACGCGAUGGAGAAGAUGGAGUGGGUUCUGCGCGUGGUUCAGGGCGUGUCAUGA
Canariomyces notabilis is the source of this 3147-nucleotide messenger RNA. RefSeq lists its product as uncharacterized. The coding region runs from base 1 to 3147 and encodes 1048 amino acids. The record is from RefSeq and is a predicted model, not a curated record. The transcript is spliced from 15 exons. Lineage: Eukaryota; Fungi; Ascomycota; Sordariomycetes; Sordariales; Chaetomiaceae.